Molecule: messenger RNA, 1442 nt
Organism: Pieris rapae (cabbage white)
Lineage: Eukaryota; Metazoa; Arthropoda; Insecta; Lepidoptera; Pieridae
Exons: 7
Coding region: 138-1079 (313 amino acids)
Cellular component (GO): membrane
Molecular function (GO): phosphatidylinositol bisphosphate binding
Source: RefSeq, a predicted model, not a curated record
GUUGGACGCUCCUUUUAAGUUUUACUGUUUUCUAAUAAGUAUAUGCAUGAAAAGAAUUAGGAUCAACUUCCAUGACUAUGAUUUAAAUUAGUCUUGUCGAUUUCGCGCGCUGCUCGCAGUAGUCUUUGCUCAUUGCCAUGGAGGCUAUACAGGAGAACAAACUGCUACGGUCACAUCCAGACACACUCCAAGCUGUACGGAAUGAGAUCAAUCUGGCCAAACCGGGAGAGAUGAAGGCAGCCGUCAAGAUCCUUAAGGAGUGGGUACAGCAGCAACCGCAUUUUAAAAAGAAGGACUUUAGUGAACAUAUGCUAGAAAAUACGAUAGUAGUGGGAAAGGGAUCGAUGGAGCGAGCGAAGAGGCAGAUUGACAAAGUGUGCACAAUGAGGAGUUUGUGGCCUCAUUUCUUUGCCAUAGAGGACAUUAGAACCGACUGCGCAGAAACCAUUGAAGACGGAUGUAUAGCCGUUAUGCCGAAUCUUAACAAAGAACACCACAGAGUGCUCGUGGUCAAAGUGGGAAAGUCCACAAUGACCUCGCAAAAACUUUUGCAACAUUACAAAUUUGGAGUCUGUGUUUCAGAGUACCUGAAGGCCCACGACUAUGUGAAUAGCUACCACUACGUCUUGGACUUGCGACAAGCCAAUAUGACUGACUUCCUCAAAUCCUUUAACCUCACUGAUUUUCGUCAGAUAUACACCAUAUUAGUGGAUUGCUUCGGCAUGCGUAUAAAGGGAAUCCACUUGGUGUCAGAGUCUAAGCUGGUGGAUACUCUUAUAGGAAUUCUGAAACAAUUCCUGAAGCCCAAACUGAUUUCUCGUCUCCAUCAUUACUCAGACGUUGAUCAGUUGGCUAAAGCUGUCGGCGAAGAGUACCUUCCUCAAGAUGUCGGUGGUAAAGAGAGAUGCGCUAGAGAUAUACAAGAUGAUUGGCUAACCGAGCUAUCGUCUAAAAGCAACAUGGAAUACAUGCGUAUGAUGCGGGAGGCUACCAUUGACGAAAGCCUUCGGCCAAAAGGGGACUUCAGCCAGGAGUAUGCAGGGAUGCCCGGGACAUUCAGACUUCUCACUGUUGACUAGCAUCGAUAAGCUAGAUCGAGAUAGUCAAUAAGGGACCAAAGUAAAAAUUAAUACCCAAAAGAUGGCGAAGCAAGUCAAUAAGAAUUUGUUUUUUAUUUAAGCUUGGCGGCGCUUUUUUCAAAAGAUAUAUGGUAUAUUAUAUGUAUUAGUAAAAUAUUUAUCGAUUUCUGUUAUUUAUUUUAGAUAAUUAAAUGGUGUUUGCAACUCACAACCAUGUCUUUUAUUUGUUCAUUCUUGCAAGCCCGACACUUGAGGCCACUUUAAUUUAGAAACUACCAACCACUAACCAUAUUUGACUCAAGGUUAACUGUUCGCUAUUUUAUAUUUAUAAUUAUACAAAUUUAUCAUGAAAUUAAAAGACCU